This is a messenger RNA of Trachymyrmex cornetzi, 1110 nucleotides long. RefSeq lists its product as uncharacterized. Lineage: Eukaryota; Metazoa; Arthropoda; Insecta; Hymenoptera; Formicidae. The record is from RefSeq and is a predicted model, not a curated record. The transcript has a single exon. The coding region runs from base 1 to 1110 and encodes 369 amino acids.
AUGGCGUUUCGCAAUUUACUUACCUGCUUUGUGUGUAAUAAUCGUUAUCAACCGAGGCUUAUGAGGCGAAUCGAUGGCGAGAAUAAUGAUGCUAAACGAGAUAUUGCAAUCUUGCGUCGUGAUAAUGCUGGACUUCCAGCUUUGGAAGUGAACGAUCAAACAAGAUUGUGCAUGAAUUGUAAUAUUUCGAUUCUUGAGGAAAUUGAUCUAAUUUUGCAAGAUGAAAGACACAUGAGGCUAAAUGUCCUGACACAAACUCGAAGUGCAUCUUGUUUAAUUUGUGAUCAGGAAGACAAUGUGGAAAGGCUUUGUAUGAAGGCUCGUGUGAAUAUUUUCAUUACGUCGAAUAUUUAUAUUCCUAAUAAUGUAAGAUCUUGCAGAAUUCAUUUAGAUGGGAGAGGGUUUCUUUUACAACCGUUACAUGCCGGAUUGAGGUCGAUCAAUCGGCCAUAUGUUAUAAAAGGACAAGAACUGCAAGAAUUCAUUAACGAACUCCGAAACAAUGCUUUAUCAUCUUCGAAAUACGAGGAUGAAGAAGACUUUGAUGAUGAAGAGUUUCACGCUAUGACUUCAUUAACGAAGGAGCAGUUUCGAGACCUUUUUUCUUUUUGUGAUAGAAUACCUGUACAGGUAGGUUUUGAAUAUAUUACAAAAAAUAAUCUUUUGCUUUUCUUAACUAAAAUGAGGCAUGGUAUUAGUGAUAAUGCUUUGGAAGUUAUCUUCAAAUACUCUAGUCGCCAGGUAGUUAGUUACGUGAUAGAUAAAGUAAGAAAAUCAUUAUUAUUAAGAUUUGUAAAAGAAAAUAUUGGGUUUCAAUCAAUCACUAGAGAUGCCUACAUACAGCAACAUGUGACCGAUUUCGCCAAUGUUCUGUACAAUCUGGAUCCAAAUGUACCGGAAGCUAUUGGAUAUGUCGAUGGUACAUAUUCUUAUAUUGAGGAAAGUAGUAACUUUCGGGUGUUAAGACAAUCGUUUUCUUUACAUAAAGGUCGUUAUUUGAUAAAACUCGUAUUGGUUGUCGCACCCGAUGGUUACAUUCUCGACAUUCAGGGCCCUUAUUUUUCAGACAGCCGAAAUAAUGAUGCUGCUCUGUUGCGAGACCAACUUUAA